AUGACUUCAAAACACAGCUUGUCCCAGAGACGCCGGCACGGGCUGCUGCCGCUCUUGCUCGUUCUGCUUGCUUUCGUCGGUUUGAUCCACGCUGCAGGCGGUUUGGGUCUGGAACCCGAACCGCGGAUGCACAGGGUCGUGCGAAGGUGGUCGGGCGAUCAGCGUGAAGGAGUCCCACCUCUCGCCGGUCAGCCCGUGGUGGAGGAAGGGAAGUUCGUGUCGACAAGCCCUCCGCGCAACAACAACAACCUUCGAACCAUAUCUGCUCCCGCCGAUGCGGCGCGAAUUUCUUCCACUGAAGCCGCUUCAAGUGCCGAGGCACCGCCCAUUCGUAAGCCAGCCAGAACCGACUUGCAGGGUCCAAGCCAAAGCGGCCAGGGCAAAAGCGUGAUCCCCGCCAAUCCUGCCGACUCUGCCGACUCUGCCGUAUCUUGGCCAGGGACUCCGGAGGGAAGCAACAAACAGACUGCCGACGUCACAGCAGCUGAGCACGCCGACCGUAUCGGCAUGACUUCUAAAAUACCCCGAAGACCGGCCCAGGUAAUAAUCAACGAAGACGGUAAGCUGUACCUGGCCGCUGCGGAUCGUCCUUCCCAACGGACACGCAUUCGCUCUGCCCUGGACGAACGCGGGUCGCUUCGCAGCUCGCUCAGACGUGCCAGGUGGGCCCUCAGCGAUGCAUUUGCAAAGUACAAGCCCAAUCGCUUCUGGAGAUCCCGACAGACCGAGACUGCAGCCGCUGCAGCCUCUGCAGCCGAGCCCCGCAGGAAGGGCGUCAUCGUGCUGAGACAGGAAAGCAACGGUCGGACGUGGGCGGCCAACAGUGCUGAUACAGGUGCCUGGACACUGUACGACUCUGGCGCCCGGCGGGCGUCGCGGUUGCGGUGGCCCAGUGCUUGGUUUGCACGCCUCAGGUCGGCCGCCCGCUCCGCAGUGUCCAAGCUGCACCGUCGAGCUCUGGAAGGCGAUCAGCCAGGACUGAGCGAUACGAAGCCAGCUGCUUCUGAGGAGCAAGACACACGCACUAUGCCUGCAGCAUCAGAGCGCGUGGCGCCGAAUUCGUUGAGCACCGCCGGUCACGCCCCCGAAUUAUCAGCGUCGUCGUCGUCGUGGCCGCAACCGCAACCGCAACCACCAACGUCUGGCGCGCGUGCAAGGCUUGUGCGCUUCGAGACACCACCCAAGCUCAAAGCGGAUGACGAGUCUGAGGUUGAGUCCACUACCAAGCCUUCCUCGGCGCAGGCGGAAGGCAGGACGUUCUGGCAGGGUAUCAGGAACCGAUACCUUGGAGCAAGCGGAUCGGCCGCGCGCCUCCAAGCGUCAUCCUCUGAGCCCCAGCCGGUCGCAGCAUACGCGACGGCUCCCGAACAAGAAGCUCCCCGUGGCAGAGAUGGGAUUCUCAAGCCCACAAGCUUCUUGCUCGAUCAAGCCGGCUCCGAGGCUCCUCCCGAUCCAGAACCUCGAAAGGCGGUCUUGCAAGCUCCGAAUGUUCGUGCCAAAGGGAACCUCGGCUCUGCUGCAGCCAAGGCGAGCGGCAAGCUGUCGUCGGCGUCCCUGGCCAAGUUCUUGAUCCGUAGGCCUGCUUCUUCUUCUUCUUCGCCUUCGAGGAACACCGCGCAGGCCACUUCUGUCAAUACGCCAGAACGAGAUGACGCGAGCCUAUGGAGGUGGGGGGAGGACUGGGCCGACCCGGCAGGAGUGAGCCGAGGAGGCUGGAAGCGUCUGCCUACAGUCACAGACCCCACAGAUACGCCGGUUGAGCACUCUGGUCCCUCCGAAAGCGGGUCAGUUGAUGCGAAGGGCAAGACGGUCGUGGAGCCUGACGAGCGUUGGUCUGCUGGAGAAAGCUCGAGCUCGCAACCUCGACAUCAGCUAGAAAGGACGCCGUCGGACCUGUCGACGGAUGGAAGCUUCCACACGUCUUCAGGCUCCGAGGUGGGGUCCGAACCCGCUUCGCCACGUCGACCUCUUUCGAGGCAAGUUUCGGAUGCGAAGGCGUCUGCGCUGGCAGUCAAACAAGGCUCGGCGGAGGCAAUGGAGCCCGAAGCUGCGGCGGCAGAGGCGGCUUCUGGCGGUAGACUGGCAGUCGAUCCGCAGUUCGAAACGAUGCACGAGGAGGCAGUGGAGAAAAAAGCAGCAGAGGCAGUGGCGCCGGCGGCAGAGGCGGCUGCUCAGGGCAGGCUGUUGGUCGAUCCACGGACCAAGAUGCUCGUGGACGAUGCGGCUCGCUUUGCACCCGGAUCGAGCGGUGAAACGGAUGCCAAUCGCGCAACGUCUGCUGUCGACGACAGUGUUCGGGACGGCAAACACCACCCGUUAGCGCAAAGCAUGGCCUUCGAGAAGCCGCCUGCCCUGUCGCUACACGACUCGCUGCGCUGGAAGCUGCACACGCUCCGCAGCGAUUACCGCGACUUUGGUGCCGUGGGAAGAGACCACUCGCUUGCGCACCAUUACACCACCGCCGGCGUGCCUGCCCUGUACUCGUGGAGCGACGAGCACGGCACGCCCGUCAUGCCGUCCGAGGCGCGCCGGCUCGCGCAGCAGUACGGAGAGGUGCGCGUGUUCCGCAACCCCCACGACGCGUUCGACCAGUACCGCCUGACGUACGACGGCGAGCUGCGGCCGCCGGGCGAUGUGCUGCUUCCUGAAACCGAUCCGCACUUCCACACGUACAAGGUGCCGCGCGAGCGUGCGCUGCCCACGCCGAGAGCUUGGAGGGACAGCGGCCUGACGGACGCACAGAAGUCGGCAAGGGCCGUGGGCAGGAUGAUGCAGGCGGCCGACGGCACCUUGAAACCCGGCUACGGGAGCGAACGGUGGCCCAUCAGGUGGGAUCGCACGCGCGCCGAGUUGGCUGCGAAAGCCAGGAGCGUGCGCGGCGCGAUCUCUGCGGCUCCGGAUCGUGCCGUGGCGUUUGGCAAGACCGUGCCUCAGAGGGUGAGCGAUAUGUCGAAUCGCUUGCGAGGCUGGUACGCCACUCACCAAAGUGGCGAAGCUCCAUCCGAGGGUGAUGCACAGCUGGGUCGGCUGGCCAGAUGGAAAGAAAGCGUCCGACAGUCGUGGGCGAAGAUUCGACGUCAUUCGGGCGCAGAUGCCAUCGUUCACGCUCCUCCUUCUUCUUCCGACACUACUCCUGCUGCAGCAGCUGGACUUCGUGAGCUUCGAAGCACAGCCGAUACUGCAUCUACAUCCGAAGCCGCGCAAUCCAGUCGCCCGCCCGCGAGCAGAUGGUGGCUACGCGUCGACCGAGGACGCACAGGUCGCCCCUCCGCCGCCGAAUCAGCAACCUCGUGGAAGACACCAUUCCGCGAGGCUGUGGGUGCGCUCGAGGGCGUCAAGAGCAGAAUCACCGGCUGGCUCCCCACCAACAAGGGCGCCGCGUCCACAGCUGCAAGCCUCACCGAACACUCCCACCCGCUUCGCCGUCGUCGUCUGCAUCGCCGUCGUCUGUGA
Messenger RNA from Sporisorium graminicola, 3453 nucleotides. RefSeq lists its product as uncharacterized. The record is from RefSeq and is a predicted model, not a curated record. NCBI's taxonomy places the organism in Eukaryota, Fungi, Basidiomycota, Ustilaginomycetes, Ustilaginales, Ustilaginaceae. The transcript has a single exon. The coding region runs from base 1 to 3453 and encodes 1150 amino acids.